GAGAAGGAGGAGGAUGGGCAGAGCCCGGCCGCAGCGGCAGCAUCCGAGUGAGGCGGCGGCCGGAGCAGGUGCCUGGGCGGCGGCGGUACUGGCCCUCGGCCUCGGCCUCGCAGCGCGGCAGGAUGCUGGAGAUCCAGCUGGACGAUGGCGGCGUGGGCGGGUACCCGGGGGACGACUACUGCUCGGGCUCCGUGAUGUCGGAGCGGGUGUCGGGCCUGGCCAACAGCAUCUACCGCGAGUUCGAGCGGCUCAUCCGCUGCUACGACGAGGAGGUGGUGAAGGAGCUGAUGCCGCUCGUGGUGACGGUGCUGGAGAACCUGGACUCGGUGCUCACCGACAACCAGGAGCACGAGGUGGAGCUGGAGCUGCUGCGGGAGGACAACGAGCAGCUGCUCACGCAGUACGAGCGCGAGAAGGCGCUGCGCAAGCAGGCCGAGGAGAAAUUUAUAGAAUUUGAAGAUGCCCUGGAGCAGGAGAAGAAGGAGCUGCAGAUCCAAGUUGAACACCUUGAGUUUCAGACCCGACAGUUGGAGCUGAAGACCAAAAACUAUGCAGACCAGAUUUCACGGCUGGAGGAACGUGAAUCAGAAAUGAAGAAAGAGUACAAUGCCCUCCAUCAGCGCCACACAGAGAUGAUCCAGACCUAUGUGGAACACAUUGAACGGUCCAAGAUGCAGCAGGUUGGGGGAAAUAAUCAAACUGAGGGUGGUCUACCUGGGAGGAGCAGGAAGGAGCGUCCUAAUUCUCUGAACGUCUUCCCCCUUGCAGAUGGAAUGGUACGUGGGCAGAUAGGGGCCAAGAUCAUCCCCACAGUGGACCACUGGCACCUGAGUGACCUCGGCCAGCUGCAGUCCAACUCCAGCUACAAGUGCCCACAAGAUGAAAUGUCUGAAUCUGGGCAGUCUUCUGCAGCAGCCACACCAAGCACCACUGGAACAAAGUCCAACACGCCAACUUCAUCUGUGCCCUCUGCUGCUGUCACACCCCUGAAUGAGAGCAUCCAGCCCAUCAGUGACUACAAUGGCACGGGCAAGAACAGUAAGAGAGCGCGGGAGAAACGGAAUAGCCGGAACAUGGAAGUCCAGGUCACCCAGGAGAUGAGAAAUGUCAGCAUAGGAAUGGGCAGCAGUGAUGAGUGGUCUGAUGUUCAGGACAUCAUAGACUCUACUCCAGAGCUGGAUAUGUGUCAGGAUCCCAGACUGGAGCGCACUGGAAACAGCCCAACACAGGGGAUUGUAAACAAAGCUUUUGGCAUCAACACAGACUCUCUGUAUCAUGAGCUUUCCACAGCAGGAUCUGAGGUCAUUGGGGAUGUGGAUGAAGGAGCAGACUUGCUAGGGGAGUUCUCAGGAAUGGGCAAAGAAGUGGGGAAUCUGCUGUUGGAAAACUCUCAGCUUCUGGAGACCAAAAAUGCUUUGAAUGUUGUGAAGAAUGAUUUGAUCGCCAAGGUGGACCAGCUGUCUGGAGAGCAGGAAGUGCUGAAGGGGGAGCUUGAAGCAACAAAGCAAGCCAAAGCAAAGAUGGAGAACAGAGUCAAGGAACUAGAAGAGGAACUUAAGAGGGUGAAAUCUGAAGUUAUCGUUGCCCGACGAGAACCCAAAGAAGAGGUGGAGGAUGUAAGCAGCUAUCUCUGUACAGAAUUGCAGUGCUCCUCCCCCCUGCAGGACAACAUUCCUAUAGCCCAACGUCGCCGCUUCACCCGUGUGGAGAUGGCCCGUGUCCUGAUGGAACGCAACCAAUACAAAGAGAGGCUGAUGGAGUUACAGGAGGCUGUCAGGUGGACAGAAAUGAUCAGAGCUUCCCGGGAGCAUCCGUCUGUCCAGGAGAAGAAGAAAUCUACCAUUUGGCAAUUCUUCAGCCGCCUGUUCAGCUCUUCAUCCAGUCCCCCACCUGCGAAGAGGACUUACCCAUCAGUGAACAUCCAUUAUAAGUCUCCAACAGCAGCUGGGUUUAGUCAGCGUCGCAGCCACACCAUGUGCCAGAUUUCCUCUGGGAGCCGUACCCUUGAGUUCUUCCCUGAAGAAUUGAGAAGUAACACUGUUGCUUCUCUCCUCAGUGACUGUACAUCAUCCGCACGUCGCGAACAGAAACGCGAGCAGUACCGCCAGGUCCGGGAACAUGUGCGGAAUGAUGAUGGUCGCUUACAGGCAUGUGGGUGGAGCCUUCCUGCCAAGUACAAGCAGUUGAGUCCCAAUGGUGGCCAGGAAGACACCCGAAUGAAAAAUGUCCCAGUUCCUGUGUACUGUCGCCCACUGGUAGAAAAGGACCCCACCAUGAAGUUGUGGUGUGCAGCAGGAGUCAAUCUGACAGGGUGGAAGCCUUUUGAACAGGAGUCUGGGAAUGGACAGAAGCUGGAACCUGGACGUGAUCCCCUCACCUGUGAUCGGGAAGUGGAAGGAGAAAACAAGAGUAACCACACAUCUCCAGAAAAGAAAAAGGCUAAGGAGUUGCAUGAGAUGGAUGCCACAUCCAGCCGAGUAUGGAUUCUCACGAGUACCCUGUCUACAAGUAAAGUAGUGAUCAUUGAUGCCAAUCAGCCAGGCACAGUGGUGGACCAGUUUACUGUUUGCAAUGCCCAUGUACUCUGCAUUUCUAGCAUCCCUGCGGCCAGUGACAGUGACUACCCCCCAGGCGAGAUCUUUCUGGAGGGUGAUGUGAAUCCAGAAGAGUCAUCUGGAACUGAUGGCGUCCUUGCGGGAAUCACUCUGGUGGGUUGUGCAACCCGGUGCAACGUGCCACGCAGCAACUGUUCUUCCCGGGGUGACACACCUGUGCUGGAUAAGGGACAAAGUGAGGUGGCUGCAGUCAGCAAUGGGAAAAUCAAUCAGUCCCAGUCCACAGAAGAGGCAACAGAAGCUACAGAAGUACCAGAGAAUGGUGCAAGUGAAACAGAAUCAGCCCAAGUCCGGCCUGGUCCACUUACAGAACAUGUUUUUACAGAUCCAGCUCCAACUCAGGCACCUGGGAGGCAGAACAGUGAGAACGGGCACCAGAAGUCAGAGUCCAGCACAACGCUGCCAGAGCAGGAAGCAACCGGUGAUGCUUCUGGAACUUGUACCAGUGCUGCACCCACCAUGUGGCUUGGAGCACAGAAUGGCUGGCUAUAUGUGCACUCAGCAGUCUCCAACUGGAAGAAGUGCCUGCACUCAAUAAAGCUGAAGGAUUCUGUGCUGAGCCUGGUGCAUGUGAAAGGACGGGUUCUCGUUGCUCUGGCUGAUGGAACACUAGCCAUAUUCCACCGAGGAGAAGAUGGUCAAUGGGAUCUCAGCAACUAUCACCUGAUGGACCUGGGUCAUACGCACCAUUCUAUCCGCUGUAUGGCUGUUGUGUACGAUAGAGUCUGGUGCGGCUAUAAGAACAAAGUCCAUGUCAUCCAGCCCAAGACGAUGCAGAUUGAGAAGUCCUUUGAUGCCCACCCACGCCGGGAGAGCCAAGUCCGGCAACUGGCAUGGAUUGGAGAUGGGGUGUGGGUUUCCAUCCGCCUAGACUCCACACUGAGACUGUACCAUGCCCAUACCCAUCAACACCUUCAGGAUGUGGACAUUGAACCUUACGUCAGCAAGAUGUUAGGCACUGGAAAGCUGGGCUUCUCGUUUGUGCGGAUCACAGCCCUGCUCAUUGCUGGCAACCGCCUCUGGGUAGGGACAGGGAACGGUGUCGUCAUUUCUAUCCCCUUGACUGAGACUGUAGUCCUCCACCGAGGCCAACUCCUUGGGCUCCGGGCCAAUAAGACGUCCCCAACAUCAGGAGAGGGGAAUCGCUCUGGUGGAGUCAUUCAUGUGUAUGGGGAUGACAGCAGCGACAAAUCUGCCAGCAGCUUCAUCCCCUACUGUUCCAUGGCUCAGGCGCAGCUCUGCUUCCACGGCCACCGGGAUGCUGUCAAGUUCUUUGUCUCUGUGCCUGGCAAUGUUCUUGCAACCCUGAAUGGAAGUGUGUUGGACAGCCCCUCUGAGAACCCCAGCACAACAGCCACCGAGACUGAGGGGCAGAAGCUGAAGAAUGUCUUGGUGCUGAGUGGAGGAGAAGGGUACAUUGAUUUCCGGAUUGGGGAUGGAGAAGAUGAUGAAACAGAGGACAACACUGGAGAUGCCACCCAAGUGAAGCCAAUUCUUUCCAAGGCUGAGAGGAGCCACAUUAUCGUGUGGCAAGUCUCCUACAUCCCUGAGUGAGAGUCUCUCCCUUCCUGCCAAUGUAACUCUCCCUCCUCCCGCUGAAUGCCAAGAUGUACAUACAGAACUCCUGCAUUAUAUCUACUGCUGGAAUCGGAACCCCAGACACCUGCAGCAGCUCCUGCAUCAGACUGCAACCCAUUCUAACCUCUGAACGUGCAGCUUUCAUCUUGGGCCCAUAAGCUCUUUGAGUGCUCAGGUAGUUGUUCUCCUUCCAAUGCUGGUGUCUCCAAGGGAAAAAAUGGAAGAAAAUCUUCAGAGUGAAGCUGGCAGUCAAAACCUGUGCAAGCACCUCUGAUUUGGAAGGGCUGGCCCAUGUUACCAGGAAGGCUGCUUCACUCUCACCUGCAUGAGAAGCAGUGCAUCUCUCCAAUGUGCCCCACUGAAGUGAAGCUGAUGAAUUGCCGCUUGCCAACAGCUCCAAAGAAAUCUUUUCCUGUUCACCACAUAGAAUUCCUAUCCCCUCCCCUGUGUGUAGAUUGUACCCAGGCACAGAAUAUUACCCCAGAUCUAAGGGUAGCCCACGUGCAGAGAUGGGACCACAAAAAGUUUCUAUUGUUUGGUGGUAGAGCAACAGUCCUAUGAAGAAGGGGUAGAGUGAAGAAUACUUUCUGCACAUGGAAAGAUGGAGUCUCCCUCCUUCCUCUACGGCUAUUGUUUGGUCACUAGGUAACAUGGAGUCUGUGCUGGGCAAUGUGAGACUAGGAAGGACUGUUUGCUUGGUAGGGAGAUAGAAAGAAGGUGUCUGAUAUCAAAGGCCUCUAGCAUUCUGGAAUGCUGUAGCAGUGACUACGUGCUGAAAUCUCAUUGGUUAGCUGAAGGAAAAGCCUGAAAUACUUUUUCCAUAUAUAAGUUUUGGAAGGGAAAGUUUAAAGACAUUUAGGUUUCCUUAUUUUUACAAGCCCCAAACAUGCAGAGAGACAAGCUGAUGUUGUUCAAUGGGUGUUAAUUUGUAAAGUGUAGGUGAAGGCAAGUUAAGCAGUCCUCUGUGUUGCUGUGCUAUGAUGUGUGUUAACACAGUGAGGUUUUAUUCAAUGACUUGUGAAGACAACAUCCCAUUUUGGGCAUUGCUGACUUUCUGCAGGGAGAAAUAAGUGUAUCCCUCACCGUGACUGGGAGGAAAGGAUGUUACAGAUGGGGAACCAUGUUUUACCCAAAGUCACUCAGGCAGCCUAUGACAGGGAACGAAUGCAGCUGUUCUGACUCCCCUUGCUGGUGCCCCAAGCAAUGGACUGUUUGCAGUUCUGGGUGUGCAGAAAAGAUCAAAUUGUUUCACUACUGGAAUGCAUGAUGGUCCCCAGGAGAGGCUUUCACUGUCCUUCCAUGGAACUGCAAACACUGGUUUGUCCUGCAUAUAGGAGGAGGAUGCAGCGUUCACUCCAGAAUGCAGAGGUGGGGAGUGACUUCCUUGUGCUUUGUCCAUCAUGUACCUAACUUCCUGCCUAAGAAGAAGCAAGAAAUAACCUGUCCAGGCAGGCUGUUUGAAACUUGCCAUGCAGGAGCACAGCAUUUGCGCUUGGAAGGUGUUGGUGUCCCUUUCUAACAUGCCCCAUUGCUUCUUUGUUUGCCUGCUAGGUGAGGCUAAAUUGAGGCUUUCAGGGAUGUUUCCCUCAUUUCCUACAACAUGGCCCAUAUUGUAUAGAUACAUCCUAGGGAAAUUUUUGCCUUUCUCUGAUGCAUCUAGCUGCAUGCCCAGUUGGAGAGAAGAUACUGGAGUGGACGGACCAAUUGUCUUGUAUGCUAUAGUAACUUCUGUGUUGCUGGAACAUGGUACACAUGGAGCUGUAGCUGGAUGCAUCCUUUGUUUAGCAGCAAUACCUUAGCCCAGAGCUUUGCAAACAAGGAUAGUACAGAGAAGGCUGGGAGAGAGAGUGCACAUCAGACCAUUUGAAGCAGCAGUGACAUACCAGAGAACAGGGGCUUCAGCAUCCUGCUUAGCAGUGAGAGAAAUUUGGUGGUGCCACAAAUUGCCUGUGAGCAGUGUUGGAUUACUGAGGGAGCAUACUAUGCUGCAGAUUGAGGUAGGGAUGAGUUCUGAAUCAUGUCCUGCAGUCGUGUACCAGCUUUGCUGUUUGUGUCUACAGCAUCCUUUCAGUAGCUGUGUGGGCAGCAGAACACCUCCAUGGGAAGGGGUCCCCAGUGCGACACAUGUGACAGAAGCUUUUCUGAAUGAGCCAGGCUUCUGUUAUGCCGUGGCCGUGUUCCAGAAAUGCUGUCUGACAGGAGAAGUCACUGUGAGUAGCAACAGAGUAUGAGGGAGGGAGGAAGGAAAAAAAAUAGCAAGUUCCAUACAACAUGUACUACCACCAGUUAAUUUCGGCUGACAGCAUAAAAUGGAAUUGACAUCAGUUGCUUAUUUAAAUUGAAUGCUCCAUAUGAAAACUAUGAAACAUUCUGUAUCUGUUUUUAUCAGUGACAGUACUUGCUCCUCUAUCUCCUACUGAUUGCUCCAAGGCAAAUGGAGAGAAGAGGUCUUAAAUCAUCUCAGCAGGUUCAGUUCCUUUGCAGCUUGAAGCAUGUUUUCCUUGAAGAGAAGCACACAUUUAAAAGCGGGGGCAGCUAUGGCCACUGCUGCUGUGUUCCUGUCAUCCUUCGGUGGCUACUGGGCAGCAAGGUGAGAGCUGAUUGGCUUACACUUCCCCAUCAUAACUCCACUGUGAUGUAUGUAAAGUACCUUGUAUGUUAUAAAAGGAUUUAAAAAAAAAAGUGUCUUAAGGCCUGUAAACUCCGCUGUUCGGUCUGAAGAUGGCAUUCUGUAAAGAGACUGCUGUAUGAAUACUUUCCCAUGCUUUGUCCCCUAUGCUAUCAAACAAAUGAACCAUAUCUGUUCUGUAUGUAAUAAAUGUGUUAACAUCA
Molecule: messenger RNA, 7025 nt
Organism: Alligator mississippiensis (American alligator)
Lineage: Eukaryota; Metazoa; Chordata; Crocodylia; Alligatoridae
Gene: MAPK8IP3
Product: mitogen-activated protein kinase 8 interacting protein 3
Exons: 31
Coding region: 123-4169 (1348 amino acids)
Biological process (GO): vesicle-mediated transport
Cellular component (GO): cytoplasm
Molecular function (GO): kinesin binding; signaling receptor complex adaptor activity; JUN kinase binding
Source: RefSeq, a predicted model, not a curated record